Messenger RNA from Electrophorus electricus (electric eel), 17612 nucleotides. It is a transcript of the gene bsna, whose product is annotated as bassoon presynaptic cytomatrix protein a. The record is from RefSeq and is a predicted model, not a curated record. Gene Ontology annotation, biological process: presynaptic active zone assembly; protein localization to synapse. Gene Ontology annotation, cellular component: cytoskeleton of presynaptic active zone; axon; GABA-ergic synapse. NCBI's taxonomy places the organism in Eukaryota, Metazoa, Chordata, Actinopteri, Gymnotiformes, Gymnotidae. Gene Ontology annotation, molecular function: metal ion binding; structural constituent of presynaptic active zone.
CUCAACGCAGGUCUCUUGAUCUUAGGGGGAUGAUGGCGGAAGACGAGCAUCGUUGAAUCCGCUAGCGAUUUUAAAUAUACAUAUUAGAAGACUAUUAAUAAUCGUUAGUAAAUAGUCGACCUCCUCGGUCGCGCUAAAAGAGGCAAUGGGUAACGAAGCCAGCCUCGAAGGCGGGGAAGGGGGCUCCGGGGUUGGGAUGGCGGGAGCCCCAGGAUCCGUUUCAGCACCACCGGGCUCUGGACAGCUCAUCAAGCCUGUAAAUGGUGCUGCGGCCGGGGGUGGAGCAGCUAUGGGACCCGGGGCGGGUAUGAACAGACUGUCUGGUGCACCCUCAAGUCCCAAAACAGGCUAUGGGCCUACCAGUGGUGCUGGCACAGUUGGCACGGGGGGCGUGCCAGGACGAGGAGACCCCUAUCGACUAGCCACCCAUGAGAGCCCCAGGCCCUCUCCCGCCCCUCAAUCCCAGACUCAAGCAUCAUCCCAAGGCUUGGUAAGCGACCAGGGUCCUGGUCAGCAUGCCUCCAGACGCAACCUGCAAGUGGACUUCAGCAGCAGUAGUGGGGGGCGAUCGGGCCGGUCCCCCUCCGUGUCUCCUGACCGGGGCAGUGCGCCCAGUUCACCCUACUCAGUGCCCCAGAUAGCACCCAUGCCCAGCAGCAAGCUGUGCCCAGUCUGCAACACCACGGAGCUGACCAGUGCCGACGGAUCACCCAACUUCAACAAGUGCACCCAGUGUCGCACCACUGUCUGCAACCAGUGUGGCUUUAACCCCAACCCACACCUCACAGAGGUCCAGGAGUGGCUAUGUCUGAACUGUCAAAUGCAGAGAGCACUAGGAAUGGACAUGACCACACCUCGCUCCAAGAGCCAACAGCAGAUUCAUUCUCCCUCCCACCACCCCAAACCAGACCCCACUCCUCCCCACUCAGCUCAGCCCAAGACACAGCCUCCCCAGUUUCAGCAGUCUGCCCAGACCAAGACACAACCUCCCCACUCCCAGCCCUCUGUCCAUCCCAAGACACAUCCUCCCCACUCUCAGCCAUCUGUCCAGCCCAAGACACAACCUCCCCACUCCCAGCCCUCUGUCCAUCCCAAGACACAACCUCCCCACUCUCAGCCAUCUGUCCAGCCCAAGACACAACCUCCCCACUCUCAGCCAUCUGUCCAGCCCAAGACACAACCUCAGCUACAGCCUCAAACUCAGCCACAUUCCAAAAUCCAACCCCAGGCUCAAACCCAGGCUUCCCCGGGUCCUCAGAGACAGGUCCAGACUGGACCUCAACCAAACCCUUCCACCCAAACUGGACCUUCUCAACCUGGCUAUACACUUCCUGGCACCCAGUCAGGGCCCCAGGCUCCCCGGGGACAGCCUGCAGAGUUUGGGCAGAAAGCAUCAGGGCCAAUAGGGACACGGAUCCCUCAUCCUGGAGCUGUGCCCUUACCAGGAAUGGCCAAGGCCCCGUCGCAGCCAGAACUCGCCCGUGGCUCUCCAGUGCACCACAGGAGCCGGACGGACCAGAGCCGAAGUGCUGGAAGCUCACCAGCUCGACGACCUGUCUCUGCCCCAGAGCCCAUUGCGCAGGACGGCCUUACAAAGCUGUUUGGCUUUGGUGCAUCUCUUCUGAACCAGGCCAGCACCCUGAUCUCGGUCGAUCCACUCCCUGGAGGAGGAGCCUCACCACAGCCCUCACCCAGCCAUCAGCCGGGUGGCCAGGGAGCCAGGGUGGUCUUCAGUGACGCUAACGCUAAGGCCACAUCAGGACCUCCUGCAGCAGGCAAACCAGUGGCAGCCAGCGUGAUGCCUCCCCAGGGCCCUCAUGCUCCUCCACAGAAACAGCCACAGCAGCAGUCGCCAGCGCAUCAUCAAAAGGGGCCACUGCAGCAGCAGUCGCCGGUACAUCAUCAGAAGGUGCCACAGCAGGUCCAGCACCAGUCUCCUCUGAAGCAGGCUCCGCCUGCCAGCCAGGCACCCAAAGUCAACUGCCCAUUGUGUAAAACUGAGCUUAAUAUAGGAUCCAGUGAGCCAGCCAAUUUCAACUCCUGCACCCAGUGCCACACGCAGGUCUGCAAUCUCUGCGGCUUCAACCCAGCACCGGAUCUACUGGAGAAAAAAGAAUGGCUCUGUCUGAACUGUCAGACCCAACGACUAAGGUCCGGUGGACUUGAUGACUUACCUCUUCCAGUUCCUCAUCCAUCCCCAAAGCACCAAGCAAUGGGCUCUCCACGGCACCAGGUGCUGGCCAGUCAGCAGCCAGAUCAGCAGUCACCCUUCCAGAAAGUCUCCGGUAAUCAGCAGCAAGGACCCAAGGCAGUGCCGCCACAGCAGAAAGCCUCAGCAGCUCAAGGGAGUGGUCCGUUUGUCCCCACUGGAUCCAAACAAGCAGGAGAUAUGAAACCUUUCUCACAAUCCACCUCUGCUCCAACUUCCACCACUGUAUCUGUCAGUGAAGCACAGCGGAAGGACAACAUUACACCCAAACUGGACAAGGAGCUCAAACAUGUCUCAGCUGUCACUGAGGAGACCAAACCUACUAAUAAGAAGGGAACAACAGAAAUUAUUACCACCACCACCCCAACUAAGGAUGAGAAGAAGGAAUCACUGCGGUCCAGAUGUUAUGAGGAGACAAGCAAAACGAACAGCACCCAUGACCUAUCACGGAGCCCACAGAGUUUGAGUGAUACAGGCUACUCCUCUGAUGGGAUAUCAAGCUCACACAGUGAAAUUACUGGCCUCAUCCAGGAAGAAGAGAUCAAGUUAAGUGAGAGGGGUUUGUCUGGGAGUCAAACACCACCAAGCCCCUCAGAAAUAACUAAACUGGAAAGCUCCAUGCGACCUCUGCUAGAGUCAAAGGUAUCUUCUGAUGGCGAAAGAAUACGCAGCAAAGAGCGUAGUAGAGAACGCCACCACAGAGACACUGAUGGCAGAAAGCACAGAUCUCACGCACCAUCAAACAGUCCAGAAGACUAUGACUCUGAUGAGGAGCUGGAGGACAUCUUGGAAGAAGAAGAGGAUCCGGCUGACUGGGAGGCCAAACGAGAGCUCAGAGCAAUGGCUGCUGCUGGAGAUGAAAAGAAAAAGAAAAAGCUGGAACCUGCAGAAAUGACGGAUGAGGAGUUUAUGAGACGGCAGAUCAUGGAGAUGAGUGCAGAUGAAAAUGAAGAUGAGGAAGAAGAAGACAUGGAGGAAGAGGAGGAGGAAGAAGAGGAGGAAGAAGAGGAAGAGGAUGAAGGUUAUGGCUAUCAAAAGCCAAAAAAGAUACACAAGCACAUUAGUGACUCAGGAAAAGAAAAGCGCCGUCUUACCCACCAUUCAAGCAGCUUUGAGGAAGAGAGCAAAACAGCCAGUGACAUCUACAAAGGAUCAGCUGAAGAGGGGGAGGAAGAUCUAAUGGGUUCACAAGGAGGCUUACGGAGAUUCAAGACUAUAGAACUGAACAACACCAACAGCUACAGUCGAGACAUGGAACUGAGCAAUGAAAAUGAUUUGAGCUUGGACAGAGAACCUGAACUCGAAAUGGAAAGCCUUACAGGAUCUCCAGAAGAACGCUCAAGAGGAGAGUACUCCUCUACUCUCCCACCAACUACUUCCAGUUACACCUCGGGAACGUCUCCUACCUCUAUUUCCUCUAUGGAGGAUGACAGUGACAGUAGCCCUAGCAGGAGACAGCGCCUAGAAGAAGCAAAGCAACAGAGGAAAGCCAGGCAUCGAUCCCAUGGCCCACUCCUUCCCACCAUAGAAGAUUCCUCAGAGGAAGAUGAGCUAAGAGAAGAGGAGGAACUUCUGCGGGAACAAGAAAAGAUGAGAGAAGUGGAGCAGCAGCGAAUCCGAAGCACUGCCCGGAAAACAAAACGUGACAAAGAAGAGCUGAGGGCACAGAGAAGAAGGGAAAGGUCCAAAACUCCUCCCAGCAACCUGUCCCCGAUUGAAGAUGCUUCUCCAACAGAGGAGCUGAGACAGGCUGCUGAAAUGGAGGAACUCCAUCGUUCUUCCUGUUCAGAAUACUCACCUUCAGUCGACUCUGAGGCUGAAGGCUAUGAAAUGUCAUCCAAGCUCUACAAGUCUGGCAGUGAAUACAAUUUACCAACAUUCAUGUCACUUUAUUCUCCUACUGAAAAGCCAGAGACUACACCCUCAACAAUUAUUACAACUACCUCCUCAAGUGGCAAACCUCUAAAGAGUGCAGAGGAAGUUUAUGAGGAAAUGAUGAGGAAAGCAGAGAUGUUACAGAAACAACAAAAGCAACAGCAACAACAGCAGUCUCGAUCAGCACAGCAGUACAGUACCAGUGCCUACCAAGAGGAGGAUAGACGUAACGGACAGCAAUAUGAUGAUGAGUAUGAAUACAUUGACCAAGAUGAUACGGGCUAUGAGAAUGAGGAGGCAAGUGACAUCUAUGAAGAGAUUCGUCAGACCUCACAGAAUAUUACUAAGCAGUUGGAUGAUCAAGUGGAAAUGGAUGUGUCUUACCAAGAUAAACAAUUGCUAGACACAGGAACAGCCUUUGCUAAACUUGUGGAACAGAGUAAUGCCCUUCUCACUCCAGGCACGAGCCCAACACAACUCUCAGCUCCUGUAUCAUUUGCUGAAACAGGAACAGGAGGGCGAAUACCUGAUGUCAGAGUGACCCAGCAUUUUUCCAAAGAUGGACAUAAAGAUGGACUCAGACGUCAUACUGGCAAAAAUGGCAUCACACCUGCAGCAGCUGCCACCACUAUUGCUGCAUAUGGAGUAUAUGCAAGGGAUGCUGUAACUGUCUCACAAACCAGUACCAGUCAAACAAUGACUACAACACAGUCCACCUUGUAUGGUCGGCAGACAAGCAGCACUGCCACAGCCACAACCAGCAUUUCAAGUGUGUCCAGUAAAAUAGCUGAAAUCACUCAGGCAUAUAGUCAACGUGAAGGAAGAAGAAUGUCAGACAGUAGAGUCCAAAUGAGAGAGACUGCAACACCAUCAGAUACAAUAACUGAAUCUCGUACUCCUAAAGUCUAUUCAUACUACAAAGGGAGUCCACCCCUUUCACCUACUUCACCACCAUCUCAUAGUCCAGUUCGAUCUCCUUCUAAGAGAACAGCUGAAUUUUCAAGUCAGACUUUCAGCCCCUCAAUGGUAGCACCCUCUGGAGGUUCUGGCCCCACAUCUCCUGUUAUUGCUCAGGCCACCCAGACACCUCAUAGGGCCAUUUCACCUCGCCUCUUUAGACAACAGUCCUCUCAGGAUGCCCCAUUCAUGGUGAUAUCUAUUGGAUCUGAGCCCACUAGCCCACCAAAGCCAGUUACUGUUAACACUGCCACCUCACCCUUGUCUUCACCAACAAAAUUUAGCCGUCAGUCAACAUAUGAUGCAUAUUCACCACCUGUAAGCCCUCCUGACACACCACCACACCAACAGGCACCUCCCCAUGGUUUCUACAGAACUUUUAAGACUGAGAGAGUUGAUGUUGGAACAAGCAUGGUAACUACUGUUAGCACUUACACUCGUGGAUCACUGUCAAUGGAAAACAUAUCUCUGUGCCGUAUUUCCACAGUUCCUGGCACUUCAAGAGUUGAGCAAGGACAGAGGCUACAGAGUGCAAGUGUAGUGGAUCUGAGGUCAAUUGCAAAGUCAGCUCCAGUUAUUAUGACAGAUCAGGGAAUGGACUUGAUUUCCUUGGCCACAGAAUCCCGAAAGUAUUCAGGGAGUGUUGAAGGGAGCCCCAUCCGCCAAACCACAACUAUACAACCCGUCAUCAUGAACUUGAAUGUCCAGGAACAGCCACACGUGGCUGUUUCCACAGCCACAACUGUCAGUGUGACUGUUGCUGCCUCUAUGUUCAUUUCUCAGCCCAAGUAUCCUGUGGUGUAUGGUGAUCCUCUUCAGAACAAGGUUGACUUGACACAGGGCAUGGAAACUAUGGUAUGCCUUGCACAGAACAAGCCACCACCAACUGACCCUUCUAUACCAAAUAUUGAUGCCAAGUUAGAAGACCUCAGUAUUCAGCAGCAUCAAUUACUUAGACAGCAGCAGAAGCUGCAGCAGCAGCAACAGAUCUUGGAGCAGCAACUUAAACAUCAUCAUCAACUUCAACAACAGGCUGCAUCUUUUUCAAAGAUUAACUUAUCCAGUCAGUUGCCACUAUUAAAGAAAGACUUGAUAGUCAGCCAAACAAAUGCUGCCCCAGUGGUCUGUGCAAUAUCUCCAGGUGUGGCACCUGAGAUGUACACCAUUGGAGGGCCCCUUGACCUGAAAGGUAAGGCACCAGAGGCAGGUUCUUCGAACCUGACAGCUGCUCAGCCUCAUGUUAUGAUGGUCCAGAUGGAUGGCACAGCACAAGGAACUCUGACCCAGUUGAUCAAACCAGAGGAAAGCCAGGAUGUAGUGGAUCUAACAGGACAAAUCAAGAAAGAGAACCAAGUGGCUUGCUGUGAUGUAGUUUAUAACCUGCCCUUUGGUGGUAGCUGUGUCAGUAGUCCAUUCUCCCAGAAACCAACAGCAGAAGAUGCCACAAAUGUUACUGAGCCAUCAAGGCCUCCUUCUGCACCACCUCAGCACUAUCAAUCACUAGAGUCAAGACAAGAGAGACAACCAAGCCAAGAUUUUGCUUCGAAAUCAUACACAUUGCCAUUCCCUGGCCGGAUGCAACCAUCCAUGUCUGAGACUAAUCUUGCAGAAGCAGGGCUCCACUCCUAUCCAUCAAAGCUUGAUCCACACCUGCAAGCUUCUGGAGACUUAGCCAUGGAUUUAAGCUCGGUGAAACAGGGCUAUGAAGGAGGAUACUUUGGGAUGGGAAUUCAGUAUGGCUCUUACACUGAUCUUCGUCAGGGAGAUGUGGGAACAGCCCCUCUGCCUAUAAGGAGGUUCAGCUCCUUGUCCAAUAUCAGUUCUGACUAUGGAUACUCAUCCCGUGAUCUUUCUAGUUUCCAGGAGUCUAACCUUGCCCAGUAUAGUGCCACUACUGCCAGAGAAAUUAGCAGAAUGUGUGCAGCUCUUAAUUCAAUAGAUAGAUAUGGCAGCAACCCUGAUCUUUUACAGUUAGGUACUGGACGAGGAGGUGGCCUUCCUGGUAGAUAUAAUCUGCAGCAGGGUCCUAGACCCAGCUUCAUGUAUGGUCCAGAUGGAAAGCCCCUUUCCCAAGCCCUCACCAACCUCAUCAAUGCAAGACAAGCAAGCCUUAGAGCCAUGUAUCCAUUAGCUAUUAGAUCAGCUGACGGCAUGAUAUAUUCAACGAUCAACACACCCAUUGCGUCCACAGUGCCAAUCACUACUCAGCCUGCCUCUGUACUGCGUCCAUUAUUAAGAGGUGUUUACAAGCCAUAUCCCACACCAAAUAUGACACCAGUACCUCUGGCCAGCCUCACAAGAGGGCCUGUGGCACCCAGAAUGCCUCUCACAGGACAGGCACCUUACCGUUUCCCAACACCCAGCCGUCUUCCUGUUGCAACCUCUGCUACUGUAAAUGAGUCAAUUGCAGUCACAACAGAACAGGAUGUACCUGUCUAUCUUGGAAAGUCUUCAGUAAGCACAUCAACUCAUGGGACAUCUGCAGCACUAACUCAACCUUGUGCUGCAGCCAGUGGUACAAGCUUAGCAAUGCCUGUCUCAACACAGGUAGUUGUUUCAGAAAGCCACUCACAGCCUCAGCAGCAGCCAAUAAAUCUUUCUCAGCCACACUUUCACACCCAGGUUCCUGCCCAGCUUCCAGGAAAGCCUCUAGGAGUACAACCUCCACCUCCACUUGCACACUCUUAUCAUCCCACUCACAGUCAACUUCCAGCUAAGUCUGUUUCAACACAGCUACCUCCUCUAAUGCAAACACCUGCAACCACUACAACAGCUCUGGGAGGUCCUCCACAACAAAAGGAGACAGAGGAAGAAAGGCUACAUCGUCAACAGGAGCAGUUAUUACAAUUUGAGAGAGAGAGAGUAGAGCUAGAAAAAUUAAGGCAGCUGCGGCUUCAGGAAGAGCUUGAGAGAGAGCGUGCAGAAUUGCAGCGGCAUCGGGAAAAAGAGCAUAUUCUGGUACAGCGGGAGAUUCAGGAAUUGCAGACAAUCAAGCAGCAGGUUUUGCAGCAGCAACAGGCUGAAAGAGAAAGCCAACUGGUUAUGCAGAGAGAACAACUGGCUCAGCAGAAACAGCAGCUUGAUCAAAUACAGUCCCUUCAACAACAGCUUCAGCAGCAUCUUGAGGAGCAAAAGAGACAAAAGACGGCAGCUGCAGCCGCAGCAGCUGCAGCUGUAGCCAGUGCUAGUGCCCAACUUGUCUGUGACCAAUCUGGCAGAUUUAUUCAGCCACAAGACCUGCCUUCAAAUUUGCCAUAUGGGGAUAUUCAGGCCUCUUCUCGGUCCCUGCCUAAUUCUUCAUCUGAGAUGUGCUUGAGGAAUAACGAGGGGCAAGUAGAGAGUAGGUCUAUGCGGAAACCAAGAUCAAUGCCUCGUCUACAGGAUGGUGGUGAAGGAGAGGUAACAAUGUUUUCUUUGCCUCGCAGGAAUGUAGACAGCAGUGUACAAACAGAUGAUGAGGAUGGAGAAGAAAGAUAUUUGAUGUCCAGAAAAAGAAGGACUAGGCGCAGUGUGGACUGCAGUGUUCAAACAGAUGAUGAUGAAGACAAGGCAGAGUGGGAGCAGCCUGUCAGGCGGAGACGUUCCCGGUAUUCCAGACACUCUGAAUCUGGGGCUGAUCCUAAAACCGAAACUCCUACUUCAACUGCAGCCGCCAAAGUUGCUUCAUCUAGCAUUGCCAUCCAAACCAUUCGGGACUGCUCUUGCCAAACGGAGACUGAACAACUAGGGAGGAUCUCCCCAGCCAUACAUGUCACUGUGCCAGACCCUAACAAAGUUGAGAUUGUCCACUAUAUUUCUGGUCCAGAGAGAACUCAGAAAGGGCAAAGCUUAGCUUGCCAGACUGACCCUGAGGCCCAGUCUCAAGGUGUGGUGGUACCACAAAUUAACGUAGCCACCACUAUUAGCCCAUAUUCCAGCAGUGCACAACUUGUUGGUUCAGCAGAUCCAUUAUCCCCUCGUCAACAGGGUGUUGCAAAGUUCGAUAGACGGAAACCAGAUCCCUUGGACAUUGGCUAUCAGCAGCACCACCUGCACAACGAGUCAUUAUCAAGUGUGAUUCGGCAACCACCUAAAUCCCCUCAGGUGCUGUAUUCUCCUGUAUCUCCUCUGUCUUCACCACAUCGCAUCAUAGAUUCAUCAUUCUCAUCUAGUGAGAGGCUGAAUAAAGCCCAUGUCACUCCGCAGCAGAAGUCAUACACCGCUGAGUCACCACAGAGACACCAGAGUCUACCGCGGCCUAUGAAGAAUGUUCAGAGAUCCAUGUCGGACCCCAAGCCCCUUAGUCCCACAACUGAUGAGCAAACCAAGGCUAGAAUAUCCCUUUACCAGCAACAAGCACUUCAAAGUCAGUUGGCGGCACUCCAACAGAGCUCCCUCCUGAGAAAGGUUAAACGAACCCUGCCAAGCCCCCCGCCCGAGGAGACUCAGAUGCCCAUGGUCACUCCUGCCCUGCCCCAGAUGUAUGUGCCCUCUGUGCCCUCCCUGAAGGCUGGUUCUCGUCCAGGUCUGGCAGCCAAAGCCAGCCUCCUGAAGGACCUCACCCAUGAGCUGAAGGCUGUUGAGCAGGAAUCCACUAAACUACGGAAGCAGCAGGCUGAGCUGGAGGAGGAGGAGAAGGAGAUUGAUGCCAAACUUCGAUACCUGGAGAUGGGCAUCACACAGCGAAAGGAAACUCUAGUGAAAGAGAGGGAGAGGAGGGAGUUGGCAUACUUGCGCUGCAUGGGUGACACACGAGACUAUAUGUCAGAUUCUGAACUAAACAACCUUCGUCUGGCAGCUGCAGCUGCAUCCUUCGAGAGCAAUGGGCUUCUGACAAGACCCAGCACGGCACCACUUAGCCAUUUUACCAGUGAUCUGAACACUGCUGCACAGUUUCCCCCUACAUCGUCAUUUGCGUCCUACCAGUACCCACAGAACCAGUCAACAGUAUCUGCACCACAGGCCUCCACAUUCCAGAGCACUGGAUUCAACCAGCCUCCCUAUCCUACAGUCUCCCAAGCCCAGGCUCUCCCCCAGCCGACACCAUUGCAGACCCACCAUCCCACCCCAUCUUAUCAGGGUCAAGGGACCUUCCCCUCCCAGAGCUUUCCACAAAGCCAACCACCAUACCCAACAGACCAUACCGUGCUACCUGCAACCCAGCCGAGCCACCCAGGGUUCCAGCCUCCUCCACAACCACAUGCUGGUCCAACUCCUUACCCAACGCACACCACGCCAUACCCGAGCCAGGCACCCCCCUACCCGGUCAGCCAGACGAGUACCUACCAGCCGCCAGCAGAUAUACUCACUGUCCAUCAGAGGCCACGUCAGACCUCACUGGCAGAUCUUGAACAUAAGAUGCCGACUAAUUAUGAGGUUAUAAGCAAUCCUACUGUUGUAGUAACAACCUCUGCUCAAGAUUCUACCUACAGCCAAUCUGGUUUGGCUCCAUCUUAUGGACAGUACAGCACAACAAUGGCAAGCACAUAUGGGCCAUACUCCACUACUGUUUCAAGUGCUUAUGGUGGGUACUCAACCACAACAGCAAGUACAUAUGGGCCAUAUACAUCAACUUCAACAAGUAGCUAUGGACAAUAUGCUACAACCACAGCAAAUACCUAUGGGUACACAACAACUACAGCCAGUUCAUAUGGACAGUACACCACUACUGUUACCAACACAUAUGGUCAGGCAACACUGUCCGACCAUGUGCACUCCGUGGAUAGCCCCUCUACUUAUACUAGUGAUGGCGUUUAUGGUUCUUCCAACCUGGAGCAGAAUGUCUCCAGGAACUACGUAAUGAUUGAAGAUAUCAGUGAACUAACCAAAGAGGGCAUGGGCACCACCACCUCAGACCCUCAUCGCGGUGAGGGCCACGGGCGAUAUGGGGGUGAUGGACUCCACACACGAGGGGGGAGCUCCUACGGCAGACCAGAGGACGAGCGUGACGCAGAGAUGUACGACCAUCACCAUGGCAGGGGUAAGAGCACCGGCAGCUACCAAGCGCGAGGGGCAGAUACGCAUGGCCGGGUAGUGGGCAGCUGUAGCAUGGGUGGGGGGUCCUCAUAUUACUAUGAUGACUACAAGCACUCAACAACUACAAGGGCAGCCCAGAGGCACUCCUCAAAGAGCCUGGCUCCAGCUGUCAUGUCCACCAAGAGGAGUAAACAUCGUAAACAAGGUUUGGAGCAGAAGAUCUCCAAGUUCUCCCCAAUUGAGGAGGCUCGUGAUGUGGAGGCUGAUCUGGCCUCAUACACCAUGAGCACCUCUACCACAAGUGGUUAUGGUACAGGUUCCCGUACGCGGAAACUCCAAGAUGAAAUCUAUGGGCUGCGGCAGACUACAUAUGACCCGCAUCGAGGCUACUAUGAUGAUGAACGUCUCUAUGGCUAUGGCAGGUCCCGCUCAACUGGUUAUGGCAUGGAUAAAAUUUCUUCGCGGGAGACAAGCUACCGAAGCAGGUCUUAUGAACGGGACUACACAGACCGGUCAUACAGAAGCAGCUGUGGUCACAGCGGACGGCCUGCUUUGCGAUCUCAGUACUCUGAAGAAGAGAGUCCACUCAGUCCCAUGGGAAAGCUCAUGGGGAAUAGGCGGGCCUACUACGAUCCAUCUAAUCCAUAUGGCUCAAGUCACUCUCUCCCUGAUGUGCAGGACCAUAUUCGAGACCUGCCACGGACCCAUGUCUACAAGCCCGAUGAUAUGUACAUAAUAGACGAUAUGUAUUGCGCUGUGUCUGACAGUGAAGCCUACCACCUUGGCCAGGAGGAGACUGACUGGUUCGAGAAGCCACGCGAUGUUCGUGGUUCCCGUCACUACAGCAGUGGCCAUUCGUCCACUGGGAGGCGAAGCCACGUUAAGCACACAUACCAUGACUAUGAUGAACCUCCAGAGGAAGACCUUUGGCCACAAGAUGACUAUGGUCACUCUCGCCACACAUCCUCUCGAGAACACCGUCACCAUGGUAGUGGAAGCUCUGGCAGGCACUCAUCCUCCCGCCACUCUGAUGAACCACGCUCUUCUCGAUCGUCACGCUCCUCAAAGGACCCAUCUGUGCGGCACGACUCCCGUUCCAUGUCCUCUUCUUCUGCGAAGAGGGGUGACUCUCGGUCUCAGGGCUACCACUCCUCUGACUACUCCCGUGACCCUUCAGGCCACCACCAUGGCUCCCGCUCUGGUAAGCAGUCCUCCCACCACCAAGGGUCUUCAAGCAGGAAGCAGGAUCUUCAGAGCCACCAAUCAUCUUCUCGACAGCCAGGUUCAACUGGGACAACGCAAAGGGCUCCAGCUGCAUCUUCAAGCUCAAGCAGGCAGCCUGCUUCCCAGCAGCCACCUGAUACCCAACAGCUGGGCCAGCGAACACAGCUACAGCAGCAGGCACAGACAUCAACACCCAGGCCAGGACAGCAGACACCUGCAGGGAGUGCCACGCAGCCACAGCCAGCACAAGCCCAGCAACCUCAAGCCAAACCUGGACAGACUGGGCCUCCAGCACGUCAACCUGCUGCAGGAGGGCAACCAGCACCUGCUACGACUAAGCCAGAGCCUACUCCUGCCACUGCUAUUGGAGCAAAAGCAGUCACCCCUCAGCCUGCCAAAACACCCCAGCCUCCGCUCACAGGGAUAGGCUCCAAGGCGGCCCCGAGGCCUGUUGGAAUAGGCAGUGCGGCCGCAGCUCAGCCUGGUAUGGAAGGAGAGAGCGUGCUGUCUAAGAUCCUGCCCGGCGGGGCCGCCGAGCAGGCUGGCAAGCUAGGAGAAGCAAUUUCUGGAUUUGGCAAGAAGUUCACGUCCUUGUGGUGAAGAGGUCCAACUAAAGGAUGUCUACAAAAUGAUGGAGGAUGUUAGGUUUUGUACUGGAAAACCCUAUGAAGUUCCCCUUCUUCUGUGUUUUAAUUUUAAAAGAAUGAGAGAGAAAGUGAGAGAGAGGGAGAGAAGUCAUCUAGGUUCCCUGCCAACCAGGACUGGAAUCACAGGACUCUGUUCAGCCUAGGCCUAGGCAUACGAACACAGAGGGACUACACUGCUUUCCUCUGGCAGGCCAGACAGAUUUUUCUGUGUAUUUUAUGCAGGUCGCUCAGAGGUUGGAUUCACUCAGUCAUCCCUGUUCUGGCAAGCAAACAUGACCAAAGAUACAAGUAUCAAGAUCCCCUACUGCAGCCAUUGCAGCCUGUGAGCUUUUCUCUCAGGCCUCCAGAGGGCAGUGUGAAAAAGAUGAUAGAAGGCAAAGAUCUCCACAUGUCCUGCAACAGCUGAGUGAAUGAGCAACUCUAAAAUGUUGGUCUCACAUAGCUUCAUAACAGAAGGAGACCUUAUACGUUGCUAUGGCAAAUGUCAUUGCAUGAGUGCUUUUCGUCAAAAGAAAUGAUUUAUGUAAGAACAGCAAGGGAGUAUACACAUUGCUUCAGAAAUUCCGAGCACACGUGAACACAUGUUCAUGGCUCCAUUGUAACAGUGCUUUGUUUGCUGGGAGUUGUGAUUCCAUGUUCCUGUAUCUACUUAGGCAACAAACUUUGCUCCCCUCUCAUCUCAGGGAUGAUAGGAGAUUCUAUGAAAAUAAAUCAGUCAAAACUUCAUAGGUUUUUCCAGUCCUGUAAAUGACCUCCUUUUUUAUCUGAUGAGACAGCCUUUUGGAAAGAAGAAAACAGAAAAAACAAGGAAAAGGCAAAGUGAAAAUGACGACAACGACAACAAAAAUAUUUCCAUCGUACACUCAGUCUCUACAUUCCAGAAUGGAAAAAAUACUUUUUUUUUUUCUUCUCUGAAUGCAGACUGUUGUUCCUCUAUUCUCUUGCGAUGUGUUUGAGGAGUGUACAGUGGAUUCAGAAUGCAUGUAACUUUAUAUCCAAGACCUUACACUGUUCGCCAAUUUGAGGUGAGUGGCCAUAAGACACGGGGGAUUCAGGAGAAUGCUAAAAUGAAAGGAACACAUAGAUGAAGAAAUAACAUAUAUAUAUACAAGAGAAACACCGGACAAGAGGACUGAAAUGGUAUUGUUUGAGAUAGAUAGAAAGGCUUUGAACAGUCAGGUCUUGUUUGUCAGUUAGCCAUUACAAAGCCAUUAAAAAACCAUCCCGAGUGGGGUUGGGACUGUCACAACCGUUCUACAAUGUUGGGGACGUUUGUGUUUCUGGUUAUGAUUUUGUGCAGUCUGGCGUUUUAUUUUGUUGCCUAAUUUAUUUUUGUUCAUUAGAUGUCGCCUUAAACAUUGCCACUGAUUUUGUUUUUCAGGGAUUUAGUUUAGUUUUUUUUUUUAGACCAUGAGAUUAAAUUAUUGUUUUCACACUAGACACUGUUUGUAUAUAAUGAUAAUAAGCCAAAAUAGAUGCUAGAAAGUUCAUUUAUAAUUUUUAUUUAUUUAUUUUGGGAGAUGGUGUUUUAUUUUAUAAUUUAUUUUAGUAUUUAGUCACCAUUAGUCUGCUGUAAUUGUUCAAUUACUAUUACUUAAUUACAGUUUUUCAUUCAUUUUAUUUCAUUUUUGUAUUGGUUUAGAUGUAGAAAAAAAGCAAUAGUGUCAGACAGUUGGACAAGAGCACAAUCGUUCGGUAUUAAUAUACUAGUGGUCAGGAGAGCGAUGCAUCUGUCUAUAAAACUGAAAUGUUUCUAGAAUUCCCAAACUUGCUGUUCAUUGACUCUUAAAAAUGUUGCCCACUCCUUAAAUGGGCAAAAAACCCAAACAAGUUCAUAGCAAAGCAAUAGUCUUUAAUAAUAAAAAUAUAUAUAUCUUUACACACGAUUUUUAUUUUUAGUUUAUUUUAUAUAAUUCCAGUGGAAUAGACAGAAUAAAAGUAUGAAAAGGUUUCUAGGGACUGAGGUAUGGAUAAGUGUCUUUGGCACAUCUAGGACCACAAUUGGUGUCAAUAUUCCAGUCUAACCAAUCACAUUACACCGUGACAAUUGGGUGAUUUCCUGGCAAUGAGGUUUAGCCCAUACAGUACUGAGAAUUUGCAUGUAAUGUACACAAUUCCUAGUAGAAACAAAAGCCUCUUAGGUCAGGUCUUCCAACAGUUUGAUCAGUUUCUGUACUUUUGUUGCUGACAGGUUAGUGAUGGACCUUUAGGUUUAGCGGUAUGAUUGCGAUGUAGCUACUUAAGCUGGUAUAAAAGAGCAUGUUCCUGAAAAAAAAGAUUUUUCUUCGAUAAUCACCUCGAUAUUGUUACAUGUGAAUGAGUGAAUAAUUUUGGAUGUAUGUAUGCCUUUGGGUUUAUGAUCACUGAAAAACAAAAAGAAACAAAAAACUCAGAUUAGUAAACAAAGAAGUGGUUUUGAUGGGCAACUUUACAUUUCAAACGUUCUAUGCAAUGAUUCUUAUUCGGGGAAAAAUGUUUGGAGAGACAAGUCACCAUUCAAUACAUCACACUAGUCACACCAGAUGAAAAAAUAGACAGUAGUUCCAACAAAAAUAAGAACUUAAAUACGGGAUUGACUUGUUUGUAAAUAAGUAAUUGUAUUGUAAAGAGUUUAAUUGAACUUUUUGUGGCAUGUUUGAGUCCCCCUUCAUGCAACUUUCAAGGAGCAGCCACAUGGUCAUCCUCGAGUAGUCAUACAUUUCUAUCACUUCCUUCUCACCUCACCCACAGGAUUGUGGGUAGCUGGGAAACCUACACUCACUUUCCAUAAAUCAAUGUGAUCAGCUCACCUGUUGCUUAGCUGCCUGUUGAUGCACUUGUUAUUAUAUAGAAAUUGCUUUGAAACAUGAUUAUACAAAUGACAAAGAAUGACUAAGGAAGUAUAUAUUCUGAACUCAAAAAAAUAAUAUGUAAAAAAUCUAAAUCUUUUCUGUAAGAGAUAUAAUACAUUUUGUGAGUAAGGUGUUGUUCAUAUCUGGGUUCAAAAGCAUUUUAAUAAGUUCAAAAUAUUUACAUUUAUUACUGGCUGUGGGAGAUUUUGUGCAAUAUUAAACACAAUUGUAGAGGAUACAUGGAUGUAGAAGAUAGGAAUACAGUAGAAUAAAUCAGAUGAAAAUUUCAUCUAAUGGGACCAUUCAAUUUUUCCUAUUUUAUUCCAUUUUUGCCACUGUGCUUUAUAGGCCUGCCACAACAGAAUGUGUUUGGGUGAAAUGCUAUGUUAUUAUGUGCGGACAAAAUACUACCAUGUAAUUUGAGUGCUUGCAAAUUUAGGUUGGCAAGGACAUUACAUGAUCCCUUAAUCAAUAUAUUUAUUAUGUUAGUUAUGAAUAUAUGAUUUGUUUUCAAGCAUAAAAUCUACAAAAGUAAUUAUACCUAACACACACAUACAUAUAUAUCUAUAUAUCAUUAUUAGAAACAAUGGCAGAAAUGAGUGUAUUCUUCAUCAAAUACAAUUAGUUUUUGUGUUUAAGUUUGAUUUUGUUCACCUCAGGAAAGCACAGUCAAUGUAUCAUGGUGACAUGGUAUCAAGGGGACUUAAUAUGCAUAGUUGUAAGGGCUUAUUUACAAUACUAAGAAAGCCAUGUUGUUUUUGCCCUGAGCCUAACUGGAUUACCAGGGCUUUUGGCGGUAAUGUGUGACAGGGAAAAGCAUAUCAUCCCUCGUCUUAUGGUUUUACACCGACCAAAAAAAAUUGUACUAUCACUAAUGUGCUGUGUCACCCUGAACAUUUGUUGCUCUGGCUGGCUGCUAGCACACAGAAACAGGAUGACAGGAGAAGGGCUAGUUUACUGGGCUUUGUUUGAGCCUAAUCUUAUACUAGGAGGAGAGUUAAGUGAAGAAGGUUUAUUUAAAUCUCUUAUCUAGUCCAGCAGUAGGCUUAAACCAGGCCAUCUGAAAUGGACUAAAUGUUCCAGAAAUGAGGCAAGAGUGGCAAGAAGAGGCAAGAAAUAAAAAUAGAGGAGAAGAGUAAAGUGUAAAGCAACAAAUCCUGUCAAUCAGGCAUCAGGGAAAAUAUCAUCUUUUGUUUAAAAGUAAAAUGAAGUAACAAGUGCAUGAGCCUCUAGCAGCAGUCCACAGAUCCCCACUCCUUUUCUCCUCAGACCCACUGGCAGCCAUUCUCACUAUAAAUACCAGACCUGUAUGACAUGGAAAUCUCGUAUGUGCACAACCAACCUAUACAUGGAACAAGCAAAUGGUGUGCUUGAAAAACCUGCCAAAAUUGUGCUUUUGUGUAUAAAGUUUAAAAGUUCAAAGCAUCAACAACAACAACCGAGAAAACAUUAAAAACAGCAUUGUGUAUGUGGUUGGAUCAUCUGGGCUGUUUGGAGAAAAAAAGAACAAGUUGUAUUUGGAAACAUUAUUGGUCUGUGUAAAGUUUCUAUACAUGUUGUGUUUGUAUAAUGAGAAAAAAAAUCCUUUAUGAAGAAGAGACCCUGCCUUCCAUGUAACUUGUGGGUUGCAGCAGGGGAUGUUUGAAAGGAGAAGUAUAAAUUUAAAUAUAAAACAGCAACAGAAAAUAGCUGAGAACUUUAAAUGGAUUGACAUAAAAUGUUACAUUCACUGUUGUAAGUGCAAUGAGCUAUUAUUCAUGUAAACCAUUGUAAACCUUGUGUAUGUUUCAAUGUAUACCUGUAAACAGUUGUAGUUGGCUUGGUGCAUCAUGUCAUGUUAUGUGAUGAAUGAAAUAAUGAUCCUACAAUACAUUUCAAUCAGGAAAAAAGAAUAAAUAAGAAUUUGAAAAACAA